AUGGGGGGGUCAAAGCAGUCGUCAAACAAGGAGGUUUUGCGGGUGUGGGAAAUGCUGGACGCCAACGAUAGGGCUCGCAGGGCGUACAAGCGGGUUCUCGCUCGUCCAACCAUGCUAGAGGUUGCCAAGAACGUGAUUUGCAUCCUCCUCUGGCUGGAGACGACCAUGGGUGUCAAAGUCCUCCAACAAGUGUCGGUGAUGGAGAUGAGCAGAGACCCCAAGCUCAGUCUGCUCAUCAAGGAGGCAGAUGGCCUAUACAGCUACCUCCUUGAUGGGCAUGACGCGCUGCCGGAGCCCCUCGUCUGUAACAUCCCGACCAUCGUGUCCCUCUGCGGUGGAGGCAGGCUGGUCGACUUCAGAUUCUUCAAGUUCCACAAGGAGCUCGUCGCACGUGGUGUCGCCAUGAUUCGGGAGACCGUCGGGGCACUCGUAUUCAACGAAGACCUUCACGCGAUGUUGCGCCGUUUUGAAGACGAUGUUGACUCGAGUGUGACGACCCCUAAACCUGCGCCAGCUCCAGAGCUGACGGAGCUGUUCGUCCCCGUGUCGACGACGCCCCCCGAGGACUCGAGGACGGUGUUCCUUGCCUUCUCCGUGUCCAAGGGCGGCGAACCCCAUGGUAUAAGCUCAAAAGACAUCAUCGACCACUAUGAACGAGUUUUUGGGUUUCCGCGUCACAUCGAGCGCAUUGAAAUAGAGCAGCCAUGCACAGGCCAGGACUCGAAGCACGGCAUCAUUUUGUUCAAGAGCCCGGAGAACAGGAAGGAGGCCAUGUUCGAGGAGACCUCAGCAUUCUUUAGGAUCAAGUCGCAUGACAUUUGGAUGCAGUGCUACAUGCCUCCGUUCUAA
This is a messenger RNA of Miscanthus lutarioriparius, 849 nucleotides long. Lineage: Eukaryota; Viridiplantae; Streptophyta; Magnoliopsida; Poales; Poaceae. The record is from the annotation of a GenBank genome assembly.